Thelazia callipaeda (thelaziosis nematode) is the source of this 1518-nucleotide messenger RNA. Lineage: Eukaryota; Metazoa; Nematoda; Chromadorea; Rhabditida; Thelaziidae. The record is from the annotation of a GenBank genome assembly.
AUGGAUGACAAGUUGGUUGUACCACAUGCUAAAAAAGACUUCUCUGAAGACGAGCUUUUAAAAUUACUGGCUUAUUUAGAAGGCGAAUUACAAGCUCGUGAUAUUGUUAUAGCCGUCUUAAAGUCAGAAAAGGCGAAACACCUAUUUUAUGGGGCAAAAUAUGGACAGUUAGCUGGGAGCGAUCCAGUCAAAGCAUUGGAACGUGAUUCCAAUUUCGUGGACGAUGGAAAUAUCGAUGAGUCUAGGAUUGGUCAGAUGUAUGAAACCCAGCUUCUACAACUAGAACGUUUAAUUGCUGUACAGCGGCAUUGUCAUAAUCGUUCCAAACAGAUCUUAGCAGCUGCAGAAAAGCGACAUGCACGUAUUCUACGAGAAUUGGAUGAGGAUCAGCGACGUUCCGCUGCUGAUGCUGCACAAGGUGACGAUCUCUGUGCUCUUUUUGAGAAUGAGCGAACUCGUCUCCGUCAGCAGCUAGAGUACGAGCAAAAAGAAACCGAUAAAGCCCGCAAAAAAAUUGUAAAAUUAGAAAAGAAAUUAAAAGAGGAACAAGAACGUCAUAAGUCAAUGGUAUUAUUCUUAAUUAAUGAAAGGAAACAGAUGCUUUUCGAAGUGCAUGAGUUGAAAAUACAGAGUAGUCGUGAUUCUUCUUUUGAUCAGGAAGCGUCUUUACUAGUGGAGAUUCGAAAAGAAGCUGCUGCUCUGCGUUCUGAGAGAGAUCAGUUGCGUACUACAUUGGAUGCUACACUUUCUGAACUUCAAACUCUUAAAAUGGUUGCAAAGAGUCAGGAGGAAGAUUUGGCAUUGCUGCGCAAUAAUAUUCUUAGUAAUACUCGAACCUACUCCAAUAAAUUGCGAACAGUGGAUGACGGUUCUAUAGUCGUGGCAAAUAAAAGUAUCUCGAAUGCAUUGCUUGUUUCCAAAAAUCCAAGUUCCGGAUUACCUACAGCAGCUGCCGAGCCACGACAUCAUCCAUUACGUCCCAAACUUAGCACUUCCUCAACUUUUCCAACAAGUGAUCGAAUUUCUCGCAGUCGUGUUCCUCUUCGAAGCCCUGCGCGAGUGCUACCGACGACUGUUCCAUUUCCUUCUCCGAAGAAAGGGCAGCAGAAUCACUCGGCUUCUACACGACCAGCUACUUUGUCAGGUGUACGGAAUAACAAUAAUCAUUUGUCGUCACAUGAUAGGGAGAUGUCUAGCUCAUCUAACAUUCCUGAAAGGAUGAAAAAUGCAUACACAGCUGAACCUGAAAUAGAACAACUCGGUGCCGUUAUUGAUUCAAUGAAUAUCGGAAGUAAGCGGACUCAACUUAAUUCACUGUCAACUCAGAUGAAUCAGUGUUUUUCAUACGAUUAUUUUUCAGACAAGCGAAGCGCUUCCUUGCCAAGAAACAACAAAAAUGGAGGCAUAAUGGGAUCACAAGCACGUAAACCGACUUUGUCGAAACCUGCUGUAACUCCUAAGCGUAGUACAAUUUUCAGAGCACUUGGUGUAGCAACUCGAAAUGACAAAAAUUGUUGA